Adineta ricciae is the source of this 1212-nucleotide messenger RNA. The record is from the annotation of a GenBank genome assembly. Lineage: Eukaryota; Metazoa; Rotifera; Eurotatoria; Adinetida; Adinetidae.
AUGCCUCCGCUGAUGUACAAAAUUGUUCUAGAAGGCCACAGCGGAGUUAAUCAAUUAGGCGGAGUUUUUGUCAACGGACGACCAUUACCCGAAAAAGUUCGCUAUCGAAUUGUAGAAAUGGCCCGACAAGGUGCUAGACCAUGCGAAAUUUCACGUAAAUUACAAGUCUCAAAUGGAUGCGUCUCGAAAAUCCUCGGGCGAUUCUAUGAAACUGGUUCUGUCAAGCCGAGAGCCAUCGGUGGUUCGAAGCCACGUGUAGCAACACCAGAUGUGGUCACUCGAAUUGCACAAAUAAAAGCACAAAACCCUUCGAUAUUUGCUUGGGAAAUACGCGAACAACUCCUCAAUGAAUCGAUUUGCACUCACGACAAUCUACCUAGUGUUUCAUCAAUUAAUCGCGUUAUACGUAACAUUUCAUCACCUAAAUCAAUCGCAAACUUGUCGUAUCCAACACGAGAUUUUCCCUACAAUAAUUUGUUAAAUUCUCAAACGACAUCAACAAUCUGGCCAGCUUUACGAGGAGCUGAUCCAUCACAUUCAUGGCCUUAUCUUCAUCCGACAACAGCAAACACACACAAAACAAAUACAAACAAUUUACCCGAAGAACCGAAAAACGAUUCUCUGAAUGAAAGUACCAACAGUGACGACGUUGAUGAACAUAGUAACAGCAGCGACCAUGAUUCGAAAAGCUCAGUGAAGCAACGAAUCCAACGAAAUCGAACUGCGUUUACCGAGGAACAGAUUCUCGCUCUCGAACAAGAAUUCGAACACACGCAUUAUCCCGAUGUGUAUACACGCGAACGAUUGGGCAAAGCAAUCGAUUUGCAAGAAAACCGGAUACAAGUUUGGUUUUCUAAUCGACGUGCAAAGUGGCGUCGCGAAGAGAAAGUUCGCGAUCAAAAACGUGCAAGUACUACGAACGAUUCAUCACUAAGCAAUCCAAAUACUCAAACGAUGGUUUCAUCAGAUUAUAACACAGAGCCAAACAAUUCUCAAUACUAUUUUCCAACGGAUAGUGGACAAAACUUUCCGACACAGUCCCUGAAUUAUUCAUAUCCAUUUCCGACGGUUAAUUCUUAUGAAAACUUUCCAUUUUCGCAAAUACCACCGCCCCCUUCAUAUUAUCCAUCAGAUAGUACUUCUUUCUCUUCAAAUGCAUCAACUUUUCGUCAAUCAACAAUGCCUUCAUCAACCUUCUGGAGUCAAUUUUGA